Pezoporus occidentalis (night parrot) is the source of this 2717-nucleotide messenger RNA. RefSeq names its product keratin, type I cytoskeletal 14. Gene Ontology annotation, biological process: epithelial cell differentiation; intermediate filament organization. Gene Ontology annotation, cellular component: cytoskeleton. The record is from RefSeq and is a predicted model, not a curated record. Gene Ontology annotation, molecular function: structural molecule activity. The coding region runs from base 370 to 1647 and encodes 425 amino acids. The transcript has 6 exons. NCBI's taxonomy places the organism in Eukaryota, Metazoa, Chordata, Aves, Psittaciformes, Psittacidae.
GGAGGAGCAGUGGGGUGGAGCUGGAGCGAGCACCUCUGCGUCUCAGGUGCAACGGUGGAAUGCUAAAACAUAGCCAUGAGCGAGGAGCCUUGGGUCUGAGUCACGCCGGGUGCUGGGAAGCCCAGCGGAAGGAGCGGAUCCUCCGUGUGCCUGGUGCUCCCAGUGGGAUGUGACAAAAGACAUGAAAUCAGGGAGAGAGAAAUGAUGAUUCUGGAAUUUGGCUCUGGCUGUCACGGGUGACGAAAAGCACCGGCAACGCCUCCUGCCCGGGCUAUAAAGGGCUCCAGGCCAGGGGGGAGCCAGCACUCGCUGCCUGCGCUGCCGAGCCUCUGCCUCUCUGCAGCCCUACAGCCUCCAGCAGCCUCGGCCAUGAGCACCACUGUCAGGCAGUACUCCUCCUCCAUGUCCCUCAAGGGGCCCGGGGGCCUGGCUGGGGGCUCCACCAGGCUCUCCUCCGUGCGGGGGAGCACCGGCGGGUACAGAGCCCCCAGCGUCCACGGAGGCUCUAGCAGCUACUCCGUCUCUUCCCGCAUGGUCUCAGGCUUCGGGGGUGGCUAUGGGGGCAGCUACUGCAGCAGCGUAGGAGGGGGCCUCGGCGCUGGCUUUGGGGGCACCUAUGGGGCUGGCUUUGGGGCUGGCCUUGGAGCCGGCUUUGGAGCUGGCUUUGGAGGCGGCGAUGGCAUCCUCCAGGCUGGCGAGAAGGAGACGAUGCAGAACCUCAACGACCGCCUGGCUGUCUACCUGGACAAAGUGCGUGCCCUGGAGGAGGCCAACACUGACCUGGAGGUCAAGAUCAGGGAAUGGUACAAGAAACAGGCACCUGGUCCCGAGCGUGACUACAGCCCCUACUACAGGACCAUCGAGGAGCUCAGGAACAAGGUCCUGGUGGCCACAGUGGACAAUGCUAACUUGCUCCUGCAGAUUGACAACGCCAGGCUGACAGCUGAUGACUUCAGGACCAAGUUUGAGACGGAGCAGGCUCUGCGCCUCAGUGUGGAGGCCGACAUCAACGGCCUGCGCAGGGUCCUGGAUGAGCUGACCCUGGCCAGGGCGGACCUGGAGAUGCAGAUCGAGAACCUGAAGGAAGAGCUGGCCUACCUCAAGAAGAACCACGAGGAGGAGAUGAAUGCCCUGCGCGGGCAGGUGGGCGGCGAGAUCAGCGUGGAGAUGGAUGCUGCCCCUGGAAUUGACCUCACCAAGAUCCUGGCUGAGAUGCGGGAGCAGUACGAGAGCCUGGCGGACAAGAACCGCCGGGAUGCUGAGCAGUGGUUCUUCAGCAAGACGGAAGAGCUGAACCGGGAGGUGGCCAUCAACACGGAGCAGCUUCAGAGUGGCAAGACAGAGAUCACGGAGCUGCGCCGCACCAUCCAGAGCCUGGAGAUCGACCUGCAGUCCCAGCUCAGCACGAAAGCGGCGUUGGAGAGCACCUUGGCUGACACAGAAGCCCGCUACGGCACCCAGCUGGCCCAGCUCCAGGGGCUCAUCACCAGCGUGGAGGAGCAGCUGGCUGAGCUGCGGUGCGACAUGGAGCGCCAGAACCAGGAGUACAGGGUCCUGCUGGACGUCAAAUGCCGCCUGGAGCAGGAGAUCGCCACGUACCGCCGGCUGCUGGAGGGCGAGGAUGCCCAGUACGUAGAAGGGCUUUGAUGGGAGGGCAGGAGAUGGGGAUUAGCGAAGAAAUAGAAAACGAACCACCUGCAUUCCCUGGAGGAUCCUGUGAGCCCCUCUCCUGACACGUGGAGUGCAACAGGGUCUCCCUUUUUGGUCAUACAAGUCUAGAACAGCCCAGGGGUUAUCACAGCACUGCAGCAUCCCUGGGAUCCAUCCCCAUCCCUCCAGUGUCUGUGUGAUCCUGGGGAAGGAGCAGGUACCAGUGCUGCUUAUUGCAGCUGCCUUUGUGUCUGAGUCACUGUGGCACACACGUUUCCUUCUCGUUUCCUUCCUUACCAUUUUGACAGUAGGCCCUUCUCAGAGGCAUUUUAAUCACAUGGCGGUACAAGAAGAAAAGUCAGGGGGGUAAAUAAUGAUUUUGUCUCAGAUUACUGAGUUUUUCCCCUUUUUCUGACCACUCUUUCUCUUUUCUCCUCCUGUAGCAUGUCUUCUCACUUGAAAGAAGGUAAGAACAUGUCUUGGCUGAAGCACUGACCACAAAGAGCUCUGUCACAUCCUUAGUGACCUUCUUAGCACAGUCUUUUUACUAAUUUGCUAAAAUCACUGUUUCAUUACGUUUUCAAAACAUGAAUUGACAUAAACCACUGAGGAUUUGCCAAAACAUGUUUCAGAAGUUCCUCUGUGCAGACUGGAACUAUGUAAUGAAGCGUGUAGGGGUAGGAACGUGGUGGUGAUGCUGGGUUUCUAAGGCAGCUGUUGGUAAUAACACGGAGAUCUUUAAGACGCUUGCUCCUUGGAUCCCUGUAAAUAAUGGUUCCUUCCUUCUCCACUGCAGUGCCGGUCACCACCCGCCAGAUCCGCACCAUCUUUGAGGAAGUCCAGGAUGGGAAGGUGAUCUCCUCCCGUGAGCAGAUCACCCAGGCAGCCCACUGAGGCGGCUGCAGGCUCGCUGCAGACCUCGCCCAGCAAAGCCAAAGGAGAUUCCAGCUUCUGUGCUCCGGCUCUGAGAUCACAAAAAGCAGCUUCUCUUUUCUCACAUCCACUGCCCUCCCCCUUUCUCACAGCGCUUACGAAUCAAAUAAAGCUCUUCUUCACACUCGUGCAAA